UGAGGUGGUGGUGCGGGUGGGCUUGCAGAGCGGCAGGCAGUCUGGCAGGAGCUUUGAGAGGCAGCAAAGCAGCUGGGGACACCAGGGAGAACUGGCUCUUUGCCUCCUGCCUGGGCGCUCCCGGGCAGGCCACUGAGUGCUGGCGGCCACUAGCCUGUCCCGCAGGUGCUUUUGCUGCUCACUCAGCCUCACGGCCCACUGGGGCGCCUCGGAGGAGCUGCGGCUCGGUGGGGAAGCGGUGCAGUCAGGACUUCUUCCAGUUCUGUUGGACCCUGAGCCCAAGAUGCACCAUUGUCCAAGGGUCUUGGAGGCCACGGGUGGGGGGGAGGCGUUGAGCAGGGGGCUUGGACAGGGUCAGAUUAAGGAUGUAGGAAAGCUGACGCUGCAGUGAGGGUGCUCUGCCCCUGGCGGGUGAGGGCAGGGACAGGGACCACAGGGGACGCUGCCUGAUUGCUGUGGGCAGUGCCAUGAGCCGCCAGUGCUGGGCCCCGAGUUCCAGCCUCUGACCCGUCCCGGUGCCCUGACUGACUGGCCACAAGGACAGAGAUUGAAUCCUGCCCAGCCCUUGAGGGAUCAGUCUGCUCGGCCAAGGAGCCCCGGGGAGCCGUGGGUGGCACCAGUGUCCAGCCUGCCUCGAGGAGGCCCCGGCCAGACCAUGGCAGAACCCUGCGACAGGGCCCCUGACUUCCUCUCCCCAUCUGGAAACCAGGUCCUGUGGCCUGCCCUGGGCAGUGUGGUCACUCUGAACUGCACGGCCUCGGUGGUCUCUGGGCCCCACUGCCCCUUGCCCUCUGUCCAGUGGCUGAAAGAUGGGCUGCUGCUGGGCAAUGGAAGCCACUAUGACCUCCAUGAGGACUCCUGGGUCAAGGCCAACUGGUCAGAGGUGCUUCUGUCCAGUGUCCUGCGGAUCAACCUGACCAGUACUGAGGACUUCAGGACCUUCACCUGCUCCGUCCAGAACACCAGCUCCUCUUCCUUCACUCUUGGGAGAGCUGGCCUGGCUGGACAUGUGGCCGCGGUGCUGGCCUCACUCCUGGUCCUGCUGGUCCUGCUCCUGGCAGCGCUGCUAUACGUGAAGUGUCGACUCAAUGUACUGCUCUGGUACCAAGACACGUACGGGGAGGUGGAGAUGAACGACGGGAAGCUCUACGACGCCUACGUCUCCUACAGCGACAGCCCCGAGGACCGGAAGUUCGUGAACUUCAUCCUGAAGCCGCAGCUGGAGCGGCGUCGGGGUUACAAGCUCUUUCUGGACGACCGCGACCUCCUGCCGCGCGCGGAGCCGUCGGCCGACCUCCUGGUGAACCUGAGCCGCUGCCGGCGCCUCGUCGUGGUGUUGUCCGACGCCUUCCUCGGCCGGGCCUGGUGCAGUCACAGCUUCCGGGAGGGCCUGUGCCGGCUGCUGGAGCUCACGCGCAGACCCAUCUUCAUCACGUUCGAGGGCCAGCGGCGCGACCCCGCACACCCUGCGCUCCGCCUGCUGCGCCAGCAUCGCCACCUGGUGACCCUGCUGCUCUGGAGGCCCGGUUCCGUGACACCUUCCUCCGAUUUUUGGAAAGAGCUACAGUUGGCGUUGCCACGGAAGGUGCAGUACAGAGCGAUGGAGGGAGACCCCCAGACCCGGCUGCAGGAUGACAAGGACCCCAUGCUGAUUGUGCGAGGCCGGGUCCCAGAGGGUCGGACCCUGGACCCGGAGCUGGACCCUGACCCUGAGGGGGACCUGGGUGUACGAGGGCCUGUCUUUGGGGAGCCAGCAGCUCCACCGCAUGCAAGUGGGGUCUCGCUUGGAGAGGGCCAAGGCAGUGAAGUGGAUGUGUCGGACCUUGGCUCCCGAAACUACAGUGCCCGCACGGACUUCUAUUGCCUGGUGUCGGAGGAUGACGUGUAGCCCCUGUCCCCUGGAGCAGCACGAUCACCAGGGACAGCUGGGGGCAGGGCUGAUUUUUUUCCCACUCAGCAGGACCACGAGCCCUGUCUACCUGCAGCCCUGGGACCUCGGGGAAAGAGAGUGGGCCCAGCGACCCUCCUUGUGCCAGAAAUAAAGUCCUUUGGAAUCCUG
Molecule: messenger RNA, 2059 nt
Organism: Balaenoptera acutorostrata (minke whale)
Lineage: Eukaryota; Metazoa; Chordata; Mammalia; Artiodactyla; Balaenopteridae
Gene: SIGIRR
Product: single Ig and TIR domain containing
Exons: 10
Coding region: 656-1888 (410 amino acids)
Biological process (GO): signal transduction
Source: RefSeq, a predicted model, not a curated record